Messenger RNA from Ricinus communis (castor bean), 1269 nucleotides. RefSeq lists its product as uncharacterized. Bases 584 to 1126 code for a protein of 180 amino acids. The record is from RefSeq and is a predicted model, not a curated record. The transcript has a single exon. NCBI's taxonomy places the organism in Eukaryota, Viridiplantae, Streptophyta, Magnoliopsida, Malpighiales, Euphorbiaceae.
UUCAUCUCUUAAUUUGAUCUGUUUCUUUAAGAAUAAAGAACCACACUAAAACUAUUAUUAUUAUUAUUAUUAUUAUUUCAGGAUAGUAGUCCUCAUGGAAAUCUCCUACAAAUUAUAAAACAGGUGGGUCCAACACGUAUUAUAGUCAUUGAUAGAUGACUGUAUCUCCAUCAUAUUCAAAACAAAUAUAUGCUAAAUAAAAAAAAAAAAACAUUAAAAAAACAAAGACACAAAUGAUUUAACAGUUAAUCCUUAAAUUAAUCUUUUCUUUAGAAUUUAUAAUUUCUGUUAUUUCUUUCUUUCUCAAACGCGUUCCCAACUAUACAACGUCAAACCUAUGUACAAUACAAACUGACUCCCAAGAAUCUUCUAUUUAUCUUCUUCAUUUUGGACCCUUUCCCUUAUACACUUGAUCUCACAUUUGCUCACCCAUCUCCGUCGUUCCCCUUUAUUUCCUUUACUUGUUCAAAAAUCUUCCUCUUAGAAACGUAUACUUAGUCUUUCUACUUAAUAUUUUUUUCUUUUUAUAUAUAUAAAAGUAGUAUUCUUCAGUCUUCAAUCUCUGGUAUUCAAGUUUUUGAUAAUGGGAAACUACAUCUCAAGCAAGUUAGCGAACCCAAUACACAGAAAGUCAAGAAAGUCGACAAAAGUUGUCCUUCCCACCGGCGAAAUCCGGAAAAUCCGUCAACCCACCGCCACAAAGGCCGCCGAGCUGAUGAUGGACGUACCCGGCUUUUUCGUUGUCAACACCAAGUCGCUCAAAAUUGGCAAAAGGUUUUACCCCCUGAGCGCAGAUGAUGAUCUUGAAAAGGGUAAUGUGUAUGUUAUGUACCCAAUGUAUAGGAAGAACUCUGUUGUCACUGCUGGUGAUAUGGUUGUUCUUUUUGUCACUGCUAACAAGGUGAUGAAACGUGGUGCUUGUAAAGGGAAUGAUAUUAAUAUUAAGGUCUUGCCUGAGUCGCAGUCAUCUGCCGCAGAAGGCGUGGAGGAUGAGGCAUCACCAAGGUUGAGUUUAGAGGGUAUUGAACAUGUUAGUACUCCUCAGUUUAGGUAUAGGAUGUCCAUAUCCAGGUCUAAGAAGCCAUUGUUGGAGACUAUACAAGAAGAAUCCAUUUGUUCAAGGUGAUGAUUUUUUAAUAUGCAAAUGGGGUUUCUUUUGGGUAUUAUUAGGGUUCUUUUUACUCUAUGGUACUAGCUAGAUGAAAAUUUAGGAAAAAUUUGUAGCUUAAUGUAUUUUUAUUUUAGUUCAUAUGAUUUAUUUUUUUAUCA